AGGGAUCGCGGCUGCAGCGGCGGCGGGCAGCGCCGCGGCGGCGUGGCGAAGAGCAAGAGCCGCCGCAAGAAGGGCGCCGCCGCGGUGUCCGUGGAGCCGCACCGGCACGAGGGCGUGUUCAUCUACCGCGGGGCGGAGGACGCGCUGGUCACGCUGAACAUGGUGCCCGGCCUCUCGGUGUACGGCGAGCGGCGAGUCACCGUGACCGAGAACGGCGUGAAGCUGGAGUACCGCACGUGGAACCCCUUCCGCUCCAAGCUGGCCGCGGCCAUCCUGGGAGGGGUCGACCAGAUCCACAUCAAGCCCAAGUCCAAAGUGCUGUACCUGGGGGCUGCCUCGGGGACCACCGUCUCCCACGUCUCCGACAUCAUCGGCCCGGACGGCCUGGUCUACGCUGUGGAGUUUUCGCACCGCGCUGGCCGCGAUCUGGUCAAUGUGGCCAAAAAGCGAACCAACAUCAUCCCGGUUCUGGAAGACGCCCGGCACCCGCUCAAGUACCGGAUGCUGAUCGGUAUGGUGGACGUGAUCUUCGCCGACGUGGCCCAGCCGGACCAGUCGCGCAUCGUGGCUCUGAACGCGCACACCUUCCUGCGCAACGGAGGUCACUUUCUCAUUUCCAUCAAGGCCAACUGCAUCGACUCCACUGCGUCCGCCGAGGCCGUGUUUGCCUCGGAGGUGAAGAAGUUGCAGCAGGAGAACUUGAAGCCUCAAGAGCAGCUGACCCUGGAGCCCUAUGAGAGGGACCAUGCGGUGGUAGUCGGUGUCUACCGGCCCCUUCCCAAGAGCAAGUAAUGGCCAGAGCAGGGUCUCCCUAAGCAUUUCCCAAGACUGCUGUGCCCAGUCUUCUUGUGUAUGUUUGAUUCCUGUUUGUGUUUUCGAUGUGUGUUUUGCUAUUAAAUCACAUAAAAGAAACAGUA
Messenger RNA from Heterocephalus glaber (naked mole-rat), 917 nucleotides. RefSeq names its product fibrillarin like rRNA 2'-O-methyltransferase 1 (gene Fbll1). Gene Ontology annotation, biological process: rRNA methylation; box C/D sno(s)RNA 3'-end processing. NCBI's taxonomy places the organism in Eukaryota, Metazoa, Chordata, Mammalia, Rodentia, Bathyergidae. Gene Ontology annotation, cellular component: nucleolus; box C/D methylation guide snoRNP complex; small-subunit processome. The record is from RefSeq and is a predicted model, not a curated record. Gene Ontology annotation, molecular function: RNA binding; histone H2AQ104 methyltransferase activity; rRNA methyltransferase activity.